AUGUCUCUCGGAAAAGAUGCUGACGCCUUCAAACGAGUCCUUCAUCGUCAGGACUAUACUUCAUGGCACUCGCAGCCCGCACCACCCAACCCAUCUGUUGCAUCUACAUCUGCAUCUGCAUCAGUCUCCGCAUCCACCUCUGAAGCGACACCAAGCGCUACUAAGAAGAAACGACCGAAGCCGAGCACGUCUCGAUCCAAUAUCGUGUAUUCACAACCUGCGGACACUGGAACUGGAACCAAUAUUAAUACACAGCUUGUCUAUGCGAUAGACCAUUUGAAGUCGACGCAUAAUCCCAUGCGUCUCCAGGAUAUAGCGAUCGUUACGGACACGCCGCUAGACACUGAUAUGGUCCUGCUGGAGAAAUUCAAAUCGCACGAUCGGAUUUUGUGGGAUCCGAAGACUGAUCUUUACUCGUAUCGCCAUGAGUUCAGCUUUCGGAAUAAAGUUGCCCUCCUCACAGAAAUACAACGGCAGACGCGGAAAGGAGGCGGUAUCCCUGUUCGUGCGCUGAAGGAGUCGUGGAAAGAGGCGCCGCAAGCUAUUGAGGAACUGGAGAAAGAGGGGGAGGUUCUUGUGACAAGGACGGUGAAGGACGGUCAGUUGCGGAUGGUGUUUUGGAACGAGAUCAAGCCGGAUGACGAGAGUGGGGGGAAGCAAGUCGAGAAAGAAUUUUUCGAUCUGUGGCACUCGCUGAAGGUGCCAAACGACGUUGACCUGCUCAAAGCGCUGCAUGCUGGCACGUAUUUCGAACCCCUCCCUUUCAUUUUUUGUCUGACGGAAUAUACAGAGGGUCUCCAGGCUACCGCAGAAGAAACGCCAAUCCCCAAAGCACCGUCAAAUAAGAAGAAGGGCAAACGCGCCGCGCCACGACAACGACAAGCCAAGAUUACUAACACGCACUUGAAGGGCGAGAUUGACCUUUCAAGAGACUACGAGAGGAAAUAA
Molecule: messenger RNA, 948 nt
Organism: Suillus paluster
Lineage: Eukaryota; Fungi; Basidiomycota; Agaricomycetes; Boletales; Suillaceae
Exons: 5
Coding region: 1-948 (315 amino acids)
Biological process (GO): transcription initiation at RNA polymerase II promoter
Cellular component (GO): transcription factor TFIIE complex
Source: RefSeq, a predicted model, not a curated record